CACUCUUUGGCUGCGCUUCCCGUCUCCUCAACCCAAAUCAUUUGCCAUCGAAGGAAACCGAAGAGUGGGCCUACCGUUUUCUAUGAAUUUGGUCAACACACGAAGUACAGGCUAGUAGCUACAUUUGUUAAUAUGGGUUAUUUUCAGUGUUUAUUGUAAAAGGUUGCGCGCGCAACAAAAUGAAUUUCAUCAACGAUUUUUGCGUUGAGAUUGCCGUUGUUUAUUUAGAUUGUGACGGUAUGCAGACAUGAUUUGUAAUUUGAGCACUGUAUCCGACAGUACUUUUCCGAAGGAAUAUCAAUGUUUUAACUUGGCACCUGAGGAAUGAUUUGAAUCCAAUCAAAAUGGCAUCGGUAAGAUCACUGUGAUGCGUGUCUUUCAGCAGAUGUCGGGUGGAAUUUUCUAUAUCAAUUUAGGAAGAUACUCUUAAUACCUAAUAGGUUUGAUCGAGGUUUAGUAAUGAUUAAUUAAUACGAAAAUUGUAUUUCACUGUAAUUUCUCAGCCAUACAUAUUUUCAUAGUAAAAUGAACGAGGGGAAAUGCACUAGGCUACUUGUGUGGUUAUUCUAGCUUGUGACAUUUCUUUCAUACAUAUAAACGGAUAUUACAUAAUUGUAGACCUAUGAUCACGUCUGUCUUGGCUAUGCCAAGUUUAUGAAUCAUACAACCUAUUUGGAGUUACAUAACAGUGGUUUAUUAAAAUAUUAAAGAUUUUGAAUGCAUUUUGAACAAUUCUUAUUUGUGUUAUCAAAAAAAUAGAUUUAGUUAACAUGUUAAACGUUUGUGAUAGGCCUAACUUUUUUAACAGAUGAAACAUUUUCUUCAUUUUGGGGGCUACCGCUGAGAAGAACCACUCAGGCACUGAUACACUGAAGUGGUCAGGUGUUUUCCUAAUCAGAAUCCUGCUUGGGAGAUGGAGGUGAUUCGUCGCUCCUCUGUGUUUGCAGCCGGGGUGAUGGAGGCCUUUGACCAUUCCCCGUCCGACAAAGAACUGGUGUCCAAGUCCAAGGCACUGUGUAGGGACUACAUACACUCUAGGCUCAACCUCUAUGGGCUAGGCUCGUCCAAAACUCAGGUGGACUCAACGCUUUGUGAGGUGGCUGCUGUGCUUCUCUGUCUCGGUAAGGACCUGCUGCAAACUGCUACAUGUGAAACUUAACAUAUCAAAUAAGCAGCGUUUCUCUUGAGAAUCCCUAUGAUCCCUGAAUAGAUAUGGUACACACUGUACUGGUUUUGUCCACCACGUGUAUAUUGGGGCUUGCCUUGAGAUUAAGGACAGACGUGCAUGACCCAGACAGCUAUUAAAAGCGGCUGGCAGUCCGAGGUGAGGGCAAUCAAGCUACUAAAUGGUUCAGUUUGGUAUGCUAAUUAAGGCAGGUGAGAUGACACCUACAUACCCCACAGGGCCCUCUUGGUCAUCAUCUAGGUUUACUAAAUGGGUGGUGCAGGACCUGUAUGGACACACUGGUGGGUUAUGGGCUAUGGCUGAUUUGUUCAGCUUGGGUUGGUUUGUGGACAAGACAAUAGAUUUGUUUACUUUGUUGAUCACAACACAUCUCUAAAAGCUUGGUCACAGAGCCAAAAAGAUAGGGGAAAAACUGAAUUAGUUUCUAUGACCAGUCUGGUUUUCUUAAAGCCCCUGUGCUUCAAUGAUUGAUUCACUGUCUAAUUAAAGGGGCAAUCUGCAGUUGCUACAUCCAUUUUGGAUGUAUAAAUUAAUUAUAUGUACCCAUUGAUUCUUGAAGAAUAUAACUUUAUAAAUAAAUGCCUCAUGAGCUUAGUUCAACUGUCGUACCCCAUCAGAACCCAAAGUAUAAGCGUUUUUUACUCCAAUGUUUGUAAACAAAGUAGAUGUUAACAAACACUAUAAAGCCUCAAUAUGAUUUAAACUAUAAUUUUGAUAUCAUGGAUGGUCAGUCCUUGCAUCCAUAGCUCUGUCUAUGAAUUUGAGCGAUUACAUUUCUCCAGCCCUAUCCCUCAGCUUUUUACCGAAAUGGGCGGGGAGGCACUUUGUUAUUGUUUCAAUUGUGGAUUGCCCCUUUAAGUCAUUCAUUGGGUAGAUAGACCAGUCAUGCUUUCUCAGUGCUAUCCUGUUCCUAAAUGUUCAGCCUUGUGGUCUUCCCUGGUUUUCCAAGGUGAUGAGCUGGAGUGCAUGCGGCCCAGUGUCUACCGGAACGUGGCGAGACAGCUCAACAUCUCAGUAGCCAUGGAGACCAUGGUUUCCGAUGCCUUUGUCGCCGUGGCAACAGAGAUAUUCGCAGCAGGUGAAGAACUUCAAGGGGGGGAUGUUGCAUAAGCUGACCAGUCAGGGCUGAUUUGUCCCUUUAAGAAUCUGCACAACUCAAAUUUUAACGCAUUUUCCAUUGACAUGCAUGAUUUACUCAAGUCCCAAGUUAUGAGAACAAAUGUCAAGUUGUGGUUCAGCCCUAUGUGUUUAUAGGGGGUAAAUAAUCCUACAUGAGCUAUGAGGAAUGUGUGUUUUGGGACAGGGCUACAAGAUGUCUGGUUAUUUGAGACUAGUGUUUCUUGCAACACUUUGAUUCACAUUGUUUUGGUGAUAUAUUUUUCACACAGUAGUUACAUUUUCCGUUUGAUAAUCCCUAAAGGCAGAACAGGGUUAUCAUCUGACAGUCCAGGUCUCUAAACCACUACCCCCUAUUGCAGUUUCCUCUACCUCCAAAAAUGUCCCUUAAACCCUGGAAUGCUGUUUAAAUUGCUGAAAAUAUAGGGACACUCGACCCUGAACAUGUAUCAAAAACCCACAUACAUGUCUUAUCUUUGUCUGUCUACUUUGAUGUAGCUUUGAAACACGAGAACAUCGGGUGUGUGGAACAACUGUCUUAUUCCGUCACUGGUACAUACAAUCUCUGCUGUGUAAAAGCGUCACACAGUAGCCUACACCUUUAUUAUCUUUACUUUACAUCGUCUUUGUCUGUCUGUUGGACAUAGACAAGUUGAAACUUUGACAAAAACAUACAUUUCUAUUCUCUAACAACUCCCAUUCCGUCACUAGUACACACAGUUUCUGCUGUGGAUCAUGUCACUCCGGCAGGAUUAAAUAGCGAAAAGGUAAUUAAGUGUCACACAUGAAUUACUGCGACAUACACUAUGGGUUCCCUGGACCACGUUAAUAAUACAUCGCUCAAACUUGGCUCUGUGUCUGGAAAGAUAAAAAUGGCCUACAUUGGAAAGCAUUUAGGCAGAACUGUGACUGUUCUGACGUCACCAGGGGCAUUUUUGGACCCACCGUGGGAUUCCUCCAGAGAGAAAAACUCACUGUUGACCUAGGCAACGUUGGCCUUUUGGGAUGUGGGAUUAAACAGCAGUAUAUUUAUCAGACUGAAAAGAUAAGCAAGAUUGUUUACAUGUAAUGAUUGCAAUAGAGACUAAUGAAUAAUUAUUUUAUGUCAAUGAAAUGCUGCACUCAGAAAAAUGGAUUGUAAUGGAUCAAAAUCACAACUCUGAUCAUGAACUGUGCUUAAAAAAACGAUUGAAAUGAAGUCUUCCAACCAUAGACCAUUAUGACAUCAUUGCUUUUACAUUUGAUAAGGAAGUACUUUGGCUAAACGUUUCGCCUAACUUUUCCUCUUUUACUCAUUGCCAAGUGUACCAACUAAGCUUGCUUCCCCAAUGUCCCCAAUUUCUCUCCCUUUCCUUCUACUCCUAUCCCUUCUCUCCCUCCAUCUUCUCCUUAUCCCCAGACAAUCUCUCUAUUCUUGGCUGGGUCGUCUCACGUCAGGGUCAGAUCUCUGUAGGGAGUUAGACGACGUGAAUAACUCCCUGUUCCAGAGGGAGUUAGCUUGUUUAAGCCUUCCCUGAGGUCCAUAGAUCCCUAGAACCAGGUCACAGGUCAGUCAGUGAAGGCAAACAAAAUGGCCGCUGACAAAAAAGGCUUAAAGGAGGCUAAUGCCAUUAGCCUUCUUGUUGCAUCACAGUCAUAUGAAGAACUUCUGUUAGGUUGCUUCCUGUGAGCAACAGGUGUGCAUUUCUUUGUUUAUGAUUAUUUUGAAGCACGUGGAAAAUAGUAGAAAAUUAAUGUAAAUAAUUAUGAAAAACGGCGUCCGGUACCCCAGCGGUCAAGAGCGUUGGGCCAGUAACUGAAAGGUUGCUGGUUCGAAUCCCUGAGCUGAUUAAGUGAAAAAUCUGUCUAUGCCAUUGAGCAAGGCACUAAACCAUAAUUGCUCCUGUAAGUCGCUUUGGAUGAGUGUCUGCUAAAUGACUAUAAUGUAAAGAAAGAAGCAGUACUGCAAUGUGACGUCAUCUAUAAAAAUGGGUGAAUGUCUAUUCUCCAAACGCUGACGAAGGCUGCCGCCGAAACACAUGUGUUUGUUCUGACCUCUGCUGCUAAAAAAAUACAUUAAAGCAGGCUGGGUUUCUGUAUAGCACUUUGACAUCUGCUGAUGUUCAAAGGGCUUUAUAAAUACAUUUGAUUGAUUGAGUGCAGGUUUUUCCUUUCUUCAAGCAUCAGUCACAACAAGGCUGACACCCAAACGGCUUUACUAGGAAACUAAUGACCGUUUCUUUGAUGUAGAUCUCUGAUGCGAUCGCAACCGUCUUGCUCUUUCUCUCUGUUGGAUAAUAGAUAUACUGUACAGUUGACUUCUGAAGUAUGCAGUGUCUUGGGACUGCAUCUGUGCACUAGACUGGAGCAUGUAGAUUUAGAGCAAUUGAAAAUAAUGUACAAUGGGGUCCGAAAUUGACACCCUUGAUAAAAAUGUUCUAACAUUCCUCAAAAGGUAGGUGUCAAAAUGAUUGACACCCCUGUUUUCAAUACUUCAAACCACAGGGUUUCAAGUCCGGGGAGUGGAGACUGAGAUAUCAAUGCAAAAUGUUGAACCAGGUUUUUGGCUAAAAUGUCCUGGUACUGGGUAAAGUUAAUGAUGCCGUUGACCUUAACAAAGGCCCCAGGACCAGUGGAAGCAAAAUAGCCCCAUAACAUCAAAAACCCACAUUAGGUAUAGGGUUAUUUUCUGCUCAUGCAUUCUUAUUUCGAUGCCAAACCCACCAUUGCUGUGCGUGGCCAAAGAGCUCUAUUUUCUUGUCAUCCAACAAAUAUAAAUGCCUGGAGUUUGCUAAAUGGUAUUGGCACUUGGAUUUGAACUGGAGCUUUGGUCACAUGACAUGAAAAUAGAGCUCUUAUGGUCAUUGGCAUCAUGAACUUUACCCAGUACCAGGAGGCAGAAACUUGGCUGCACACAGUGCAGUUAAGGUUAGGUAUUGAGUGUCAAUUUUUACCCCUACCUUUUUAGAUUUGUUUAACAAUCUUUUAAAAUCUCUUUCUCUGAGCAAUUGUUUUACUAUAAAAUAUAAUUUCCCCUUUUUUGUGUGUGCCUCUAACGGCUCAGUAUUUGAAUUUUUUAUUUUAUAGGUCAUUUUUGCUUAUCUUUAUCAAGGGUGUCAAUAAUUUCGGACCCCACUGUAUUUUAAUUGGGACUGGUGAACUGCAAUGCACACUUAUCAGCAGUCUAACUGCCUCAACUGUUUUGAUAUGAGCUACGUACUUUUCAUUAAUGUUGCAGUAUUGCAAUAAAUAGCAUGAAGCAUCAUGAUCAACUAACCACAAUCAGCCAACUGAUCCGUGAUUCUCGCUCUCUCCUGCCCAUAGGUAUCACAUGGGGGAAGGUGGUAUCUAUGUAUGCCGUGGCCGGGGCUCUGGCGGUGGACUGCGUGCGACAGAACCAGCCAGCUACGGUCCAAACCAUAGUGGACAGCCUGGGUCAGUUUGUCCGCAAGAACCUGGCCCCUUGGCUGAAGAAACGCGGAGGAUGGGUGAGUGGCUGGACUGUUGUUGCUGACCAAGGGACAGUUUUGUUUCGUAACUACCACAUCGUUGUGGUUUAAGUAAGAGGAAGCGUAUUGAAGCGCAGCUGGCGCAUUCAGGAGCAGUCCUCCCCUCCAUGUAGUUUUUUGAAGGAUGCAGUUUCGCCUAUGCUGCCGUCUAGUGGUUUCCAGUGGAAAUGCAGGGGCAACAUUACCAGAUUUAGGCUUAUUUUCAAUUCCUUACAUCCUCCUCUCCUCCUCAAAGCUCUUAGAAGAUCCAAGGUUAUUUUCCUCUGACCAAUGCAUUUUGAGAAGGAGGUAAGGAUGGAGGACGCAAGGAAUGUCCUGAUAGUUUGUCUUUGUCUUUUUCCAGGCAGACAUUAAGAAGUGUGUGGUGAAGUUAGAUGCUGUUCCUCAGCCCCAUUGGCUGUCUCCCAUUGCCCAAUCCUGCAAGCACUUUCUGUCAACACUGUACAUCUACAUUAUGAAGGAGCCAUGAAAGACUUGGGAGAAUAGUUGUGGUUGAACUGACAUGCGCUUGAAGUCCUGAUGCUUCAGAUGGACAGCCACUGACUUUGAUGGAACCGAUUAUCUG
Molecule: messenger RNA, 6355 nt
Organism: Coregonus sp. 'balchen'
Lineage: Eukaryota; Metazoa; Chordata; Actinopteri; Salmoniformes; Salmonidae
Source: the annotation of a GenBank genome assembly